Molecule: messenger RNA, 2340 nt
Organism: Pecten maximus
Lineage: Eukaryota; Metazoa; Mollusca; Bivalvia; Pectinida; Pectinidae
Product: wolframin-like
Exons: 2
Coding region: 173-1897 (574 amino acids)
Biological process (GO): calcium ion homeostasis; endoplasmic reticulum unfolded protein response
Cellular component (GO): endoplasmic reticulum membrane
Molecular function (GO): protein binding
Source: RefSeq, a predicted model, not a curated record
ACCGAGGAAAAGUUAUCAAGGAUAUUGUCCGAACAAAUUCAGGGAACCCUAAAUAUGACGUCAUCGGAACGGGAAAACCAAUCAAAUGAGUUCAAAUCAGCUGAUGUGUUCACGAAGGUCACAAAAUACCCAAUGGAGACGCUGAAAAGUUGGUCUACAAGAAGUGCAGGACAUGGUGUCGUCAGAGGGCAUGUCGUGGGUUGGGAAUUUGCUACCUACAAACCAGCUCUACAUGAUAUCGGCUUUCUUUCUCUACAGCUUCCUGUCGGCAAGCCUGCUACUCUUCGUCAUCCCACUUCUUGUGUUCUACGUCACACUUUGUGUGCUUCUUGUGGCGACGGUGCAGAUCAUCGUCAACAGACAGAAUCUUGGAAAAAGUGCAGAACUUGCAAAUACUCUUCAAAAAUUUGACAAGAAUCUAAACGUAGAAGCGGCGAGAUCUAAAUUCAUGAAAAAUAAGUUGACGCCAUAUUGGGUAUUUCUGGCAGUUCUGCCACUCUUUGUUGCCGGAUUAUCGUUAGCGAACAAGAACUACAUUCCCUGUUCAGAGCUUGCUGUUUUGUCGUGUGUAAUUAUGGCCAUAACGUUCUUUUUCUUCAUCGAAUCGUCAUUGGAGUUGACACGUUGGCUUGCAAUGUUUUUGAAUCUGUUCUCUUCCCUUCCAACAAUUUUACGGAAUUUUCCCGACGUUCCUGUCAUUUCGAAAAUAGUCAGUUUUGUCACAAAGACAUUUUACUCACUCGACGUUGCUUUUGGUCUUAAGAUAAAUGUGAGUCUUCCGUCAAUUUCCUAUACCUUGCUACCAGUACUAUUUGUCAUCAUGGCAUUGCGCCAUUCCGGUGCCGGAAGUUAUAGAAUUUUACUUCCGUUUUUGAUUACACAGACAUGGUUCAUUGUUGCCACAUCUUUGUACCCAUUUACUUCGUGGUACGGGUUGAUCCGAGCUUCAGUAGGAAAUGCCUUUUUGCCCGUUCUUCUUCCCAUGUCAAUUAUCGUAGGAAUAUUAUACAGCAUUUAUCAAGCUUUUCAGACAAGUAUCGUUAUACAGAUCGCCAUUGCUGCAGUUCUUGGGCUUGUUCCGUUGAUUUUGUCACAAACUUCAGCAUUUUUCGGACCUAACGAUGGCAAUAAAACAGGUUCAGUUAAGAAGUAUAUAAUGCUUCUUUUUGGUAUCUUGGGUUUCCUACCAGUGACCUCUGUUUUCACUCUUAUUCCAACUUCAGAUAAUUCCAUCCCGUUUAGAUUUGAAUUAGGUUGGAACGAGUAUAAUACAUUAUGUACAUCCGGGGAUGGAAAUAGGAUUCCGCAGCAAAAUCUCUGCAGGAAUUUCAUUGGAAAAAAAGUUGUAUGGAAUGGAACAUUCGAGGGAGUCGAAAUAACAAAAGUUGAGAAUAACAUAGAGUCUAUGAUUGCAGGAUUACCUUCUGUAGUUGUCAAUAAAAUUCGUUGUAACUUCGGGGCUCCGUACGGUGAUUGUAAUUCAACAGAACUGUCAGCCAACGACCAAACGGUAUGUAAACUUAAGGCGUCCACGGGGCAAAAGUGUCAUUUUAAGGAGCACGACACAUUUUCGUUUAAAAUGACAGUGACGAUGUCAGAAUUCAAUGGAAAACUCAAAUUAGAUGCUGGAGAUACAUUAAAAAAUAUCCUGGAACUUUUAAGGACAGGAGACUCGUUGGAAUUUGUCGCCAUUCUUGGUGAAAACCAAGGUACAACUAUGCCAAAUUUUCAGCUGAAGGACAUCCGAUGUACCAGUCGGGUACUUCCUGUUUCAAUAGAAAAACCUGAAGAAGACGAUGACGUUCUUCUCGCGCGAGCUACAAACGAGGCCAUAGCUACUACAGUUAACUUUUUCUUGUAUCCAGUUUUAGAAUAUUCACCAACUGACAUGAAAUGACAGGUGUACUAAAAAUGUUACAAAAUUUAGAUGAACUAGCAAUUAAUUGAUCAAUUAAGUGUAUCAUAAAUGACAGUAGAGAAGGAAAAUGCCACGGAUUUAGAAUUGAUAAGGAUACUUCUAUUUUUUUCCAUAGCCACAAACAUGAUUAAGACAGAGGAGAGAAGCAAAACAUAAAACGAUGAAAGUGACAAAUAUUUUUGAAUUCGAAGAACGUUUUCUCAAACUUGUAAAAAGUUUAAUAAUGUUUUAAUUUACUCUUUGUUUGGUAGAGAUAUGAAUAAUUUACCUGAAGAGGCAUUACACUGAAAACUCUGGCGCAAAAUGAAAUGUUACGUGAUGUAUUUCCCACUUGUAGUUUGCUGUGGGAAGGGGCAUAACUCUUUAUUGCCUGCUUCCAUUUAGUGUAAAUAAAUAUGGAUUCAUGUUUUUCUGAGAUUUGA